AUGUUCAAAAAGCAACCACAGAGCAAAGCAGCAGCAAAUAUCAAAUCAUCCGACCGAAGGAAACUUUUAGCUCAAAUAUGCGCUACAUACAAUUUACCAAUUGAGCAAAUUUCAAAAGAAGGGUUGGAAAGACUUUUGCCUUUGGUGAGUAAAAAAGCCAGUUACGUCUCCAUACAAGGUCAUCUGGGAGUGAUUUAUUUUGAUUCCAGUGAGCUUCCCACAUGGUUUCAAACAAGAGACUCUCAAGUUUACCCAUCAUUGCUAACUUGUUGGAGAUGUCCCUUUCUACUCCCUAAAAUAGCAACACAUCCUCAUGUGAUCGAAGUAUUGGGCAAAGGUGCAGAUUUAAUGUUACCGGGCACAAUUCCACCUUUUGACAAACUUGCUGUGAAAAAUGCCGUGGUGGGUAUUGUUAGCAGCGAUUUUCCCGAAAGGAUUAUGGCCGUUGGUGUGUGUAAUUUAAACUUGACACAGUUUGAUAGAGUUAUUGGAAGAUCCGGGACCGCCGUCAAGAUUUUGCAUCAUUAUAACGACGAAUUAAUGAGAAUUAAUAAGGAGAUUGAUGUAAAAGUACCGGAUGAAGUCGAUCCCGUGAUGCCAACAAUUGAUGAGCACCAGCUGCUGCUGCUACUGCUGCUGCUGCUGUCGCCGGUGGAGGACAAGGGAAAUCACGUAGAUAAGAUAGUUGAUGAUACAGAGGAGAAAAAUAACAACGGUAAGGAAGCUAACGGUGACAAAAAUGAUUCAAUUACUGAUGACUCCGAGCCAAAGAUAAUUGACAGUGAAGAAAUAGCUAAACAAGACCAAAAUCAAGAUCAAAAUCAAAAUCAAGAUGAAGCACAAACACAUGAACUUGACAAUGGAGAAAAAGAGCAAGACCAAAAUCAUGAAAAAGACAAUGGAAAUGAUGAUGAUGGACACGAAAACGAGGAUAAAAAAGUUCUGGAAGUUACCGAGACUGUACAACAAUUAACCGUUGAGGAAGUGGAUAACUUCUUUAAAAGAUCUUUAAUCCAGACAAUCAAAUUGGAAUCUUUUGAUUUACCCGUUACCGCAUCAACUUUUAUGUCCUUGUACAUCUACAAAAAUCUUCCAGUAGUUGAUAGUUCAUAUGUUAACAUUAAAAAAACUUCGUGGAAAAAAACAGCAAAAUUUUUAAAGGCAAUGAGCAAACUCAACUACUUGGAAGUCAAGGGAAAAGACGAAGAUUUAUCGAUAAUUAAGCUUAUGUCAAAGCAACACCCUACUAUAGAAAACUUUGUCCCACACAAAAUUAACACGCAAAUCAAAAAAACCAACAAUAAGGAAUCUCAUUCGCUGAUGAAGGUUCGCACUUUGUACAAACCAACGAAAAAACUCCUUGUAUUUUUUGAAAAAAUCAACAAAAAUUACAAUGAGUAUUAUGAUGUCACCGAAAUUCGAUCUUUUUUCGAAACCUAUAUUAAAAGCAACAAUCUUGUAGUUGCUAAAAAUCCCAAAAACAUCACAAUUAAUGAAUUGCUAUCUAAGUUGACGAAUCAAGCGGUAAAUACUAGUCAGCCGCGAGACGUUUUAUUCAAAAGUGUCUUAACAAACUUUUCUCCAUACUUUGAAAUAGUAAAUGGUACUGAAAAAAACUUAGGAAGGGGCACACCUCCAAAAAUUCAAGUAGUUACCGAAUUAAAAAUUGGCAGAAAAGUUGUCACUAGGGUUUCCAAUUAUGACAAGUUCUUUAUUAAACAAGGUGCGUUUGCGGAGGAAUUGAGAAAUAAAUGCUCAGGAUCUUCAACAAUUGUAGAUGAUCAAGUCCAAGUUCAAGGACCCCACGGUACAUUGAUUGUUGAUUUGUUGAAGAACAAAGGUAUACCAGUCUCAUGCAUUGAGUUUACGGAUAAAGUUAAAAAGAAUAAAAAGAAGAAGUAA
Lodderomyces elongisporus is the source of this 1902-nucleotide messenger RNA. RefSeq lists its product as uncharacterized. The record is from RefSeq and is a predicted model, not a curated record. Lineage: Eukaryota; Fungi; Ascomycota; Pichiomycetes; Serinales; Debaryomycetaceae. Gene Ontology annotation, biological process: translational initiation; formation of translation preinitiation complex. The transcript has a single exon. The coding region runs from base 1 to 1902 and encodes 633 amino acids. Gene Ontology annotation, molecular function: translation initiation factor activity.